Molecule: messenger RNA, 2868 nt
Organism: Solanum dulcamara
Lineage: Eukaryota; Viridiplantae; Streptophyta; Magnoliopsida; Solanales; Solanaceae
Product: sucrose synthase
Exons: 14
Coding region: 150-2567 (805 amino acids)
Biological process (GO): sucrose metabolic process
Molecular function (GO): sucrose synthase activity
Source: RefSeq, a predicted model, not a curated record
UCCCCUAGCUUUGCUUUCUUCACCAUUUACAAGCAAAACUCUUUCAUUUGCUACACUCAUUGCAUUUUUUCUCUUUGCAUUUGCUAUUGUCAUUUUCCUCUCAAAGUUGAAACUCGUCUGUGGAUUUCCCAUCUGCUGAAUCAACUGCAAUGGCUGAACGUGUUCUGACUCGUGUUCAUAGCCUCCGUGAACGUGUUGAUGCCACGUUGGCUGCUCACCGCAAUGAGAUACUUCUGUUUCUUUCAAGGAUCGAAAGCCAUGGAAAAGGGAUCUUGAAACCUCACCAGCUUUUGGCUGAGUUUGAUGCAAUUCGCCAAGAUGACAAAAAUAAACUGAACGAACAUGCUUUCGAAGAGCUCCUGAAAUCCACUCAGGAAGCGAUUGUUCUGCCCCCUUGGGUUGCACUUGCCAUUCGUUUGAGGCCUGGUGUCUGGGAAUAUGUCCAUGUGAACGUCAACGCGCUAGUUGUUGAGGAGCUGUCCGUCUCUGAGUAUUUGCAUUUCAAGGAAGAACUUGUCGACGGAGCCUCCAAUGGAAAUUUUGUUCUCGAGUUGGAUUUUGAGCCUUUCACUUCAUCCUUUCCGAAACCAACCCUCACCAAAUCUAUUGGAAAUGGAGUUGAAUUCCUGAAUAGGCAUCUCUCUGCCAAAAUGUUCCAUGACAAGGAAAGCAUGACCCCGCUUCUCGAAUUUCUUCGCGCUCACCAUUAUAAGGGCAAGACAAUGAUGCUGAAUGAUAGGAUACAGAAUUCAAAUACUCUUCAAAAUGUCCUAAGAAAGGCAGAGGAAUACCUCAUUAUGCUUCCCCCGGAAACUCCAUAUUAUGAAUUGGAACACAAGUUCCAAGAAAUCGGAUUGGAGAAGGGAUGGGGGGACACAGCGGAGCGUGUUCUAGAGAUGGUAUCCAUGCUUCUUGAUCUCCUUGAGGCUCCCGAUUCAUGUACUCUUGAGAAGUUCUUGGGGAGAAUUCCAAUGGUCUUCAACGUGGUUAUCCUUUCCCCUCAUGGAUAUUUUGCCCAAGAAAAUGUCUUGGGUUAUCCCGACACCGGUGGCCAGGUUGUCUACAUAUUAGAUCAAGUUCCCGCCUUGGAGCGUGAAAUGCUUAAGCGCAUAAAGGAGCAAGGACUGGAUAUCAUCCCGCGCAUUCUUAUUGUUACUCGUCUGCUGCCUGAUGCAGUUGGAACCACUUGUGGUCAGCGGCUUGAAAAGGUGUAUGGAACAGAACACUCACAUAUUCUUAGGGUCCCCUUUAGGACUGAGAAGGGCAUCGUUCGCAAAUGGAUCUCUCGCUUUGAAGUGUGGCCAUACAUGGAGACUUUCAUUGAGGAUGUUGCAAAAGAAAUUUCUGCAGAACUACAGGCCAAGCCAGAUUUGAUAAUCGGGAACUACAGUGAGGGCAACCUUGCUGCUUCCUUGCUGGCUCACAAGUUGGGCGUAACGCAGUGCACCAUCGCCCACGCGCUGGAGAAAACGAAGUAUCCUGAUUCCGACAUCUACUGGAAAAAUUUUGAUGAAAAAUACCAUUUCUCGUCCCAGUUUACUGCUGAUCUCAUUGCAAUGAAUCACACUGAUUUCAUCAUCACCAGCACCUUCCAGGAGAUAGCAGGAAGCAAGGACACUGUGGGACAAUAUGAGAGCCAUAUGGCAUUCACAAUGCCUGGAUUGUACAGAGUUGUUCACGGCAUUAAUGUAUUCGACCCAAAAUUCAACAUUGUUUCACCUGGAGCUGAUAUUAACCUCUACUUCCCGUACUCUGAAACGGAAAAGAGACUUACAGCAUUUCACCCUGAAAUUGAUGAGCUGCUGUAUAGUGACGUUGAGAAUGACGAACAUCUGUGUGUGCUCAAGGACAGGAAUAAGCCAAUCUUAUUCACAAUGGCGAGGUUGGACCGUGUGAAGAAUUUAACUGGACUUGUUGAGUGGUACGCCAAGAAUCCACGACUAAGGGCGUUGGUUAACCUAGUUGUAGUUGGCGGAGACCGAAGGAAGGAAUCCAAAGAUCUGGAAGAGCAGGCAGAGAUGAAGAAGAUGUAUGAGCUAAUAGAGACUCAUAAUUUGAAUGGACAAUUCAGAUGGAUUUCUUCCCAGAUGAACCGAGUGAGGAAUGGUGAACUCUACCGAUACGUUGCUGACACUAAGGGAGCUUUCGUGCAGCCUGCAUUCUAUGAGGCUUUUGGUCUGACCGUUGUUGAGGCCAUGACUUGUGGUUUGCCUACAUUUGCUACUAAUCAUGGUGGUCCAGCUGAGAUCAUUGUUCAUGGAAAGUCCGGUUUCCAUAUUGAUCCAUAUCACGGUGAGCAAGCUGCUGAUCUGCUAGCUGAUUUCUUUGAGAAAUGUAAGAAAGAUCCUUCCCACUGGGAAACCAUUUCGAUGGGUGGACUGAAGCGCAUCCAAGAGAAGUACACUUGGCAAAUCUACUCGGAGAGGCUAUUGACACUGGCUGCUGUUUACGGGUUCUGGAAACACGUUUCUAAGCUUGAUCGUCUAGAAAUCCGUCGCUAUCUUGAAAUGUUUUACGCUCUCAAAUACCGUAAGAUGGCUGAAGCUGUUCCAUUGGCUGCUGAGUGAAUGAAGGUUUGUUUGAAUAAAAAUGGUCUUUGACAACAAGAGGCUUCUGUUUUGUUUAGUAUGCCAACUGCCCCCCCCCCCCCUUUCUUUCUGUUGUACUUUCAUUUGGUCUACAUUUGGUCCUGCCAAUGUUGGUUGGAGAAUUUGAGCUCUUAGUAUGAAUAAAAUUAGAUCAAAUUGCAAUCUAUCCAAUCAACUUUGUUUAAUCAUGAGUUUAUAAUAGUGUAAGUUGUGUUACUUCAAGAAACAUUGUUUUGGUUUACCUAUUGUCAUUUUCUAUGAGAAAUUAUCAUUCAUUAUA